AUGGCUCACACACACGUCGCCGAUUUUUUGCCUUGCCCGUUGUGUCUGGAACUUCGUGAUCUUUUCCAAGACCCGACAACACCAUCACCAAAUUCCGCCCUCUACGACAACCACUCCGGCAAAAUGGGUCACCCAGCGGGUCUUCGCGCGGGAACGCGCUAUGCGUUCAGCAGAAACUUCCGUGAGAAGGGUAUGAUCAAGCUCUCCACGUACCUUCGCCAGUACAGAGUCGGAGAUAUCGUCGACAUCAAGACCAACGGUGCCGUCCAGAAGGGUAUGCCUCACAAGGUCUACCACGGCAAGACCGGUGUCAUCUACAACGUCACCAAGUCCGCCGUCGGUAUCAUCAUCUACAAGAAGGUGAAGCACCGCUACAUCGAGAAGCGCAUCAACAUCCGCGUCGAGCACAUCUCCCCCUCCCGUUCGAGAGACGACUUCAUCCGCCGUGUCAAGGAGAACGCCGCCCUGAAGAAGAAGGCCCAGGCCGAGGGCAAGGCCCUCACCCUCAAGCGCCUCCCCCUCAUGCCCCGUGAGGCCCGCACCGUCGACUUCAAGGAGAACAAGCCCCAGACGGUCACCCCUCUCCCCUACGAGACGACGAUUUAG
Molecule: messenger RNA, 606 nt
Organism: Colletotrichum lupini
Lineage: Eukaryota; Fungi; Ascomycota; Sordariomycetes; Glomerellales; Glomerellaceae
Product: ribosomal protein L21e
Exons: 4
Coding region: 1-606 (201 amino acids)
Biological process (GO): translation
Cellular component (GO): ribosome; cytosolic large ribosomal subunit
Molecular function (GO): structural constituent of ribosome
Source: RefSeq, a predicted model, not a curated record